Periconia digitata is the source of this 2688-nucleotide messenger RNA. The record is from the annotation of a GenBank genome assembly. NCBI's taxonomy places the organism in Eukaryota, Fungi, Ascomycota, Dothideomycetes, Pleosporales, Periconiaceae.
CAAGCAAUGUCUCGUCGUACUAGACCACCAACCUGCAACAGCACUUCAGCAGAACCCUCGUAUCCGACUCAUUCCUACAGUUAUGGCGACUACAACACGACCGGCGGUUCUCGUCCGGAAACUCGCCGUGGCACCGGGAGACCAUCAACAGCUCGCCCGAGAACGGGUGCAUCUACUAUUGCGCGCGUCGAAAGACAGGAAGUCGUUUGUGCUGUCGCCGAGUCCAGGGGCAUCUCACCGGCUGUUGGCUUGUCAUUCAUCAAUAUUGACACGGGAGAAGCUGUGAUCUGUCAGAUAUGUGACAGCCAAACAUAUGUGAAGACUUUACACAAACUUCUAGUCUACGGACCUACUGAAAUUCUUUGCAUGGCUACCGCAGCAAGCCCGAAAUCAAAAUUGUUCUCUAUCAUCGAGGAAAACCUCCUUGAAUUGGGAAGCAAGCUGACACUUCUUGAUCGUCGUUUUUGGUCCGAAAGCUCGGGCAUGGAUUAUAUCCAAGAUCUGGCUUUUGCUGAUGACGUGGAAGCCAUUAAACUAUCAGUGACUGGAAGCUACUACGCUGUAUGCUGCAUCGCAGCAAUCCUGAAACACCUUGACCUGGGAUCCGGAUUAACAUUUGCUGGCCGUUCUCUCAGAAUCAAGUAUGAAUCCAGCCAAGGUUCGAUGCUAAUUGACGUGUCCACAAUCUACUCGCUCGAACUAGUACAGAAUCUUCAGAGCCCAAAAUCGCGCGACUGUCUUUUUGGGCUUCUCAAUGAGACUCAGACUCCUAUGGGGUCAAGAAUGCUCCGCAGUAACGUCCUUCAGCCACUUACCGAUGCCGAAACAAUCAACAGACGAUACGAUGCGGUAGACGAGCUGCAGGUCAAAGAACACAUGUUCUAUGCCACUCGUGGAGCCAUGAAAAACUUUGUAGAUGCUGAUAAAGUCCUGACAGCUCUGAUCAUUAUCCCGAGGAAGCCCUCCAUUCACACCACGGAGCAAAGCAUCAACCACAUCAUAAUGCUCAAAGCAUUCAUGUUGUCUAUAGCGACGGUUUAUGAGGCUUUGAGCGGAGCAAGAUCCUCGAUGCUCGCAACCAUUCGUGAUAUUUGUGCGCCAGGGAAUAGUUUGCCAAUUCAAGAACUAAUCGAGGAAUCAAUCAAUGAGGACGUUACGUUCGCUAAACAACCCCUCGAGCUCAGAAAUCAACGCACGUGGGCUGUCAAGACCAGUGUCCAUGGUUUGCUUGAUGUUGCUCGCCAAACGUACAAGGAGAACAUGGCAGAUGCAUACCAAUACGUUAAUGAACUUGAAGAAGAACAUGGUAUAAAAAUGGAACUCAAGUACGAACCUGCACGAGGAUUCUAUAUUCGCAUCUCGACGGACGAAGUAGAGACUCGCGAAGGCAGACAUCUCCCUGCAGUCUUCACCAACGUUGUUCGCAAAAAGAAGUUCAUCGAGUGUCAAACUCUGGUAUUGAUGAAGAGGAACCAAAAAGUCUUGAACGCUUACCAGGAGGUUGUUCUUUGUAGCGAUGCUUUCAUUGUGGAUUUUAUUGAAAAAGUUCGUUGCCACAUGUCUGCUUUAUUCAAAAUGAGCGAGGCCGUAGCAAUGCUUGAUAUGAUAUCUGCUUUCGCGCAUCUCGUCACCAUUCAUGAUUACAUCAAGCCUCGUAUCAGCGACACGCUUGCCCUCAAGGACGCUCGACAUCCAAUCUGCGAGAAGAUUAUGCAAACGAAGUUUAUCCCCAAUGAUGUAUAUGCCACCCGGCAAUGCCGAUUUCAAGUUAUCACGGGUUGCAAUAUGAGUGGCAAAAGCACUUUCGUCCGCUCUAUCGCCCUUUUGUCAGUCAUGGCCCAGAUUGGCAGCUUUGUUCCAGCGCGUAGUGCUUCAUUCCCGAUUCUAAAUCAGCUUUUUGCCAGAGUUGGUAUGGAUGAUAGUAUCGAGUGCAACGUAUCAACUUUUGCUGCCGAAAUGAGAGAAAUGGCAUUCAUACUCCGGAACAUCGACGAACAUAGCAUAGCUAUCGUCGACGAACUUGGAAGGGGUACAAGUACUCGAGACGGCCUGGCAAUUGCUCUUGCCAUUGCAGAGGCAUUGGUUGAUAGCAAAGCACUUGUAUGGUUCGCAACUCAUUUCAAAGAUAUUGCGACCAUACUUUCGGAACGAAAUGGUGUGGUUUCGCUUCAUUUGGCAGUCGAGAUCGAUGAGAACGAAACUAUGACCAUGCUGUACAAAGCGGUUGGUGGCAUUGUCCAACAGGCGCACUAUGGUCUCGCUUUGGCCAGUGUAGUUCCUCUCCCACCAGCAGUCCUCGACGACGCUACCCAGUUCGCACAUCUGCUAGAGCGCCGCAUGGUCCACAAGAAGAAGAUAUCCCCCAACAUUCUCAAUGAGCGCCGACGCAAACUCAUUCUCGACCUCAAGGAACAUUUGAUACAGGCGUACAACGGAGCAUUGGAGGGGGAGCUACUUACAUCGUGGUUGGUGGAAUUGCAGAAGGAAUUCGUGAAGCGCAUGACAGCGAUAAACUCAUCAUAUCAAAAGGAAGAAGGCGAUGGCGAUCAACUCGAGGACAUGGAAUUUGAAAGGGUAGGUGAAGUAGAUGAGGAUCAAAAGCAGCACGAAGGCCGGUCUACUAGUGUCAUGACGACCACAUCGGAGAGUUUGUCUUCGGCACGGGCAAUUUCGGAGAAUGGGCGUUAA